Pocillopora verrucosa is the source of this 960-nucleotide messenger RNA. RefSeq names its product octopamine receptor beta-2R-like. NCBI's taxonomy places the organism in Eukaryota, Metazoa, Cnidaria, Anthozoa, Scleractinia, Pocilloporidae. Gene Ontology annotation, cellular component: plasma membrane. Gene Ontology annotation, molecular function: G protein-coupled receptor activity. The record is from RefSeq and is a predicted model, not a curated record. Gene Ontology annotation, biological process: G protein-coupled receptor signaling pathway.
AUGUCUUCACAAGGAAUAACUAACACCACAAAGGAUCAACUGCUGCACGAGCAGCGAAAGCAGGAAGUUUUACCACAACUUCUUCCGAUCAGCUUAUUCAUCAUUCUGACAAAUAUUGUGGUAUUCAUUCUCUUCUGUUCCAAACCAGAAUUACGAAAAGCUUCGAACUAUCUGCUGUUUAGCUUGGCGAUUUGCGAUUUUAUGAACGGUUCUUUAAACAUUCCUCUUUUCAUUGUGAUCUUUAUUCCAGUGGUGGACCAAAAUCAAUAUGCUAGCUUUGUUUGUGCCAUGGAAGUCUCACACAAUUUCGUCGCCAUUGCAGCCGCUUGUCACAUUUUCCUGAUAACCGCUGAGAAGUACAUGGCUAUCUUGCGUCCUCUCAAGUACCACGUGAUCAAGAAGAAGACAGUGUUUUUGGCUAUUACGGGAGCUUGGCUAUCAUCAGCGUUGUUAGCCGCCGCACCAAUUGGCUGGUUUUCCUUGAGAUUAGGUAAGAAUCCCAUCGGAUUAGUCUUAGAGACCUCAUUUAACAUCUUCUGCCUGCUUACGAUCUUCGCGGCUCUAUACACUUUCAUCAUUUGUGCGUAUGUUACCAUAUUUAGGAAAGUCCGCGAUAGGAACGCCAAUCAAAACAACCGACAGAGAUUUAAAACACAAAAAAAGAGGAGGAACGAAUACAAGUGCUUUACAGUUUUUGCUACCAUGGCAAUCGUUUUCGCCAUGUGUUGGCUGCCGUGGUUUACCUUGCGCCUACUUUUCUCUUUAGUUGGUCAACGUUUGAUUACGCUAAAUUAUGCUGAUAUGGAGGCGGCUGCACACGUCAUCCUAAUUGUGAGAUACCUUACUUCGGUGGUAAACCCUUUACUUUACUCAUUCUUCAAACAAGACUUUUGGGGAGCGCUGAGGAGAUCAGUGUUGAAGGUGUUCAGGAAUGUUAAGAGCACAUCACGAAAACGAUGA